UUGACUAUUGACUAUUGUCAUUUGUGUUAUUUACCUUCUAAUUUGUAAAGUACCUAUAGUAAGUCACAGCUAAAAAUAAUUAUAAUAAAAAGUACAAACUCCUAAACACCUACGAUAAAAGGCACAAAAUAAGAAUUUCGAACUAUCAACCACAGCUAAAAGUUAGAACAUAUAAUCACAGCGUAUUAUUAUAAUAAAGUUUAACUCAAUUAAUGUAGUAGUAUUCAGACCUAUAAUAUUCGCAAGUGAGCUCGAUAAGUGCUAAUUUAUCGUGUAAAGAUGGGUUACAAGGUGAUUGAACUUGGACAAAAUAGUUUAUAUCAUCGCGUUAAUAAACUAUUAGUUUCCUGCGAGUGGAGCGAUUGUAGUUUUUCAGUUUGUGGAAAAAAAAUUAAAGCACAUAAAUUGAUACUUGGGGUCAGCAGUCCUGUUUUUGAAGCAAUGUUCUAUGGGCCAUUAUCUACCAAUGAUGACAUUAUAGUAACAGACAUUGAACCCACUAUCUUCCAGCUAUUACUAAAUUAUAUUUACACUGAUAAAGUGGAUAUUGAUUCUCUUGAAGAAGCUUAUGAGAUGCUGUAUGCGUCAAGGAAAUAUAUGCUAGAAUGUUUAACAGAAAUCUGUAUUUCGUAUAUACAAUCUAACAUGAACAUAGAUAAUGUUAUAUCAGUGUUAAACUAUCCUGACUAUAUACAGGAUAAUCAAUUGGUGUCAUCAGCAUUGAAACUUUUUUGUCAACAUGCCAGUUAUCUACUUAAAGAAAACAAAAGAUAUAUUACUCUCACAUGCAUACAGAAAAUUCUCAAUUGUAAUGAAAUGAAUAUCCCUGAAAAAAUUCUCAUCAAAGAAGUGUUUGAAUGGACCACACACUUUUGCGAACAAAGUAAUCUUGAGAUUAAUUUCCAAAAUAGGCGAGAUGUUCUGAUCAAAUAUGGCUUAUUGAAAAAACUACGAUUGUCUACUUUGUCAAUGGCUGAUAUUGAAGAAAUCAAAGCAUGUCAGUACAACUUGCUAAUAAACGAGGAAAUUGAAGAUUUGAAACAAGUGGUUAAAAGUGCUGGCAAAAUAUGCAAUAGAGUCAUUAAUACUUUUGACACAAAGACAAUCCCACGAAAUGCAUUAAAACUGCAUUGGUGUCUUUGCCACCGUGCGCCAAUUAGAUCUCAGUCACCCAUAGUUAUUGAUCCAGUGUUUAAUUCGAUUGUACACACUAGGGUGAAAGCCAACAAAUCAACAUUCAUCAAUUCAUUGAAUGUUCAAUCAAGGGUGGCAUCAGUCUUUAAUCACUGCAAAACAAAUGUUUACUUUGAACAGUUCACUAUUUCAGUUACAUGUGAAUCUAGUAAUAAGAUAAUUAGUACCUUAAAUUUUAAAAGUGAUAUAGAAUAUGAUUCUAAUAUUGAUGUGAAUUUUUUUGAACCUCUAUUAUUCAGAAAGAAUUUAUGGUAUGAUAUAAGCAUAAUGUGGCCAAAGCUAAAUAGCUAUUGUUUGUAUGCAGUAGAAAGCAGAGACAGUGGUUACACAAAUGGUAAAAUAAAAUUCGAAUUUGAAGACUUGACACAGAAUGGUGGCAGUUUCCUAAGAGCAUUAAAGUUUUGCAUAUAAAUUUAUACCUGCACCCUUUGUAGCAGAGAUUAAAUUUCAGCACAAUAUUUAAUUUCCUAUUCACUUUUAGAAUAAGUAAAUUGGUAGGGUUAGACUAUUUUCGAUAAUCUUCCGUCUAUCUUUUAAUUUAAGUAUUUUUAACUCUUAUGAUAAAUUGCAUUUACUAAAAUUAAAGUAUAUUCCACAAUGAGGAAUGUAAAAAAAUAUUAUUUAUUUAAUGAUAAAAGCAUGGGUAUAGUAUACUCACUAUUCCUAGCUUUGAAACAUAGCUUUAAGAUAUUUAAGCUAAAAAUAUAUUAAAACUAAAAAUCUCUUACCUGUGAAUCUAAUAAUAUCAGUAUUCUUAUCUAUUUAAUAAAAAAGUAAAAAUAUAA
Pararge aegeria (speckled wood butterfly) is the source of this 1979-nucleotide messenger RNA. RefSeq names its product kelch-like protein 28. Gene Ontology annotation, molecular function: protein binding. The coding region runs from base 280 to 1605 and encodes 441 amino acids. NCBI's taxonomy places the organism in Eukaryota, Metazoa, Arthropoda, Insecta, Lepidoptera, Nymphalidae. The record is from RefSeq and is a predicted model, not a curated record. The transcript has 2 exons. Gene Ontology annotation, biological process: neurogenesis. Gene Ontology annotation, cellular component: P-body; cytosol.